Molecule: messenger RNA, 3528 nt
Organism: Equus quagga
Lineage: Eukaryota; Metazoa; Chordata; Mammalia; Perissodactyla; Equidae
Gene: WDR43
Product: WD repeat domain 43
Exons: 18
Coding region: 42-2090 (682 amino acids)
Biological process (GO): maturation of SSU-rRNA from tricistronic rRNA transcript (SSU-rRNA, 5.8S rRNA, LSU-rRNA)
Cellular component (GO): nucleolus
Molecular function (GO): protein binding
Source: RefSeq, a predicted model, not a curated record
CGCACGGGCGAACACGUGGCUGCCGCGGAGCCAGAACAGCAAUGGCGGCGGGCGGCGGCGGCGUUGCUGACCCCCUGUCUCCCGCGGGGGUCCCCUGCGCCUUCUCCCCGCAGAGCCAAGCCUACUUCGCUUUGGCGUCUACCGACGGUCACCUGCGAGUGUGGGAGACCGCCAACAACCGGCUGCACCAAGAGUACGUGCCUUCCGCGCACCUCAGUGGUACCUGCACCUGCUUGGCCUGGGCGCCAGCGCGGCUGCAGGCCAAGGAAACUCCUCAGAGGAAAAAAAGAAAAUCAGAAGCUAUCGGAACGAGUAACCAGACUGACUUGUUGGCUCUUGGUACAGCAGUCGGUAGUAUUUUAUUAUACAGUACAGUAAAAGGAGAAUUACACAGUAAAUUAAUAAGUGGUGGACAUGACAACAAAGUUAAUUGCAUACAGUGGCAUCAAGACAAUGGCUAUUUGUAUAGUUGUUCAGAUGAUAAACAUAUUGUGGAAUGGAAUACGCAGACGUGUAAAGUAAAGUGCAAAUGGAAAGGUGACAAUAGCAGCGUCAGUUCUCUGUGUAUCAGCCCAGAUGGAAAAAUGUUGCUUUCAGCUGGUCGAACAAUCAAACUAUGGGUUUUGGAGACCAAAGAAAUCUACAGACACUUCACAGGACAUGCGACACCGGUUUCGUCACUUCUGUUCACUACUAUCAGACCUCCUAAUGAGAGCCAACCCUUUGAUGGAAUUACAGGUCUUUAUUUCUUAUCUGGAGCAGUGCAUGACCGGUUACUUAAUGUCUGGCAAGUCCGGUCAGAAAACAAAGAAAAGAAUGCAGUGAUGUCUUUUACAGUUACGGAUGAACCUGUCUAUAUUGACUUGACUUUGUCAGAAAACAAAGAAGAGCCUGUCAAGUUAGCUGUUGUUUGCAAAGAUGGUCAAGUUCAUCUUUUUGAACACAUAUUAAAUGGAUACUGCAAAAAGCCCUUGACUUCAAACUGCACAAUUCAGAUAGCAACACCUGGGAAAGGCAAGAAAUCAACACCAAAACCCAUCCCUAUUCUAGCAGCUGGUUUUUGCUCAGACAAAAUGUCAUUGUUGCUUGUAUAUGGCAAUUGGUUUCAGCCCACCAUUGAGCGAGUGGCAUUAAAUUCCAAAGAAUCUCAUGUGUGUUUAGUAAGAGAUAUUUCAAACUGCUGGGCUCCAAAAGUAGAAACAGCUAUAACAAAGGUGAGAACACCAGUGAUGAAUUCUGAAGCGAAAGUUCUGGUGCCUGGGAUACCUGGUCAUCAGGCAGCUAUCAAGCCUGCUCUUCCACAAACUGAGGAAAUAGAGAACAAGAGGAAAUUAGGGGAAAAUGAGGUUAGCAUUGAAGAGCGCCUGGGAGCACUGGAUAUAGAUACAAGAAAAGAAAAAGAUGACCUUCCACAGACAAAUAGCUUUCCAGUUCUUCUUGCACAGGGUUUAGAGAGUAAUGAUUUUGAAAUGCUAAAUAAAGUACUUCAAACUAGGAAUUUAAACCUAAUAAAGAGGACUGUGUUAAGGAUGCCCCUGCAUGCUGUUAUUCCAUUGUUGCAAGAGCUUACAAAGAGAUUGCAAGGACAUCCUAAUAGUGCUGUUUUAAUGGUUCAGUGGCUAAAAUGUGUGUUAACAGUCCAUGCAUCAUAUCUAUCCACAUUGCCUGACUUGGUACCCCAGCUGGGGACACUGUAUCAGUUAAUGGAAAGCAGAGUAAAAACUUUUCAGAAACUCUCCCACCUUCAUGGAAAGCUAAUCCUUCUAAUCACACAAGUUACAGCAUCAGAAAAAACAAAGGGAACGACUUGUCCUGCACAAAAGGCAAAAUUGGUGUAUGAAGAAGAAUCUUCUGAAGAGGAGUCUGAUGAUGAAGUAGCAGAUAAGGAUUCUGAUGAGAAUUGGGAUGAGGAAGAUGAGGAAGAGAAAGAAAGCAUAAAAGAUGAGGAUGUUGACGAAGAGAGUGAAGAGGAAGAUGAGGAUACUGAAGAAAAAGAUGAAGAAAAUGGUGAGGACCGAGAUGUGGCAAGUGAAAAAGAAUUAAAUGGAGAUUCUGAUUUAGAUCCUGAAAAUGAAAGUGAAGAAGAAUGAAGAUAGAAAAACAAGCCAGUUGAACUGUAUAAACUCUGGCUCUCCUUACCCAGGGCUACCCAGUUCUCCUAGGGAGGGUUAUCUCUGUGACAGGAUGCCAAGGACCGUUGCACAUUUCCAAAUUUCUAAUGGUGGCCCCUCGUACCACCUUGCUGUCCUGAGCACCCCAGACUUAACUGUGUAAAUAAGAGUGUUUCAUUCAAAUGUUAAUAAACUUUACACAGUAAAUAGAUACAUUUUCUGCUAUGUACUGACAUGUGUCCAAUAUAUGGUAUAUUUUUAUAAUUCCCUAGUAUGAUUGGUUAUACCAAGAAUUGACAAAAGUGAAGAUAAAGACAUUUCCCAUUUAGGGAUUCAAGAACUGGACUUUUGUGAAGGAGUCAGCUUUUAUCUCAGGUUGGUAUCUUUCAUCAAAUCUAGAUGUAAAACAGCACUAGUGAAAAAAUUUUUAAUUUGGUACAUUUGAUUUGGUACAUUUUCAUAAAAUAUAAAGGGGUAACUAAAAACUGGAGUAAAAUGAUUGUGAUUAAAAAAAUAAAAUCACCAGUAUCCCUAGCUUGUCUGUUAACUGUGGUGAUCUGAUUUGAGUCAGAUUGAGUAUUUGGAGUGCUUGCCAAAAACAACCACUUAUUUUUUAAGCUGUCAUUUGAAAUAUUUUUUUAAAACACAGGAAAUUAUGGUAAUUAAAAAACUAAAGAAUUAGCCAUAUUAAGGAUUUUUCUUGACUUCUGGUUGCCUGUAAAGAAUCAUCAGUGUAUAGAUUUAGAAGUGCUCAUUACCUACAACUUUUAAAAAAAUUCAGUUAUAGCUGCUUUUGAAGAGGUGUUCAUUUUUAUUUAAAUUACUAAUGGAUCAAAGAACAAUUGUUUAUUUUUUCUCUUUGGUUUUAGAUAUUAAUGAUAACCUUGUUGGAGUUUUUUUCCAAAGAAAAUAUUUUUAUAAUUCAGUAAUUUAAUGUGUUCCUUCUUUUUCAUUACCCACCCUUGGCAGUGUUAGGGCAUCUAUUACCUUUAAAAUUAUAAAUCUGACUGAAGAUUUUUUAUGUAUGUAUAGAUAGGUAUUUUGGUGUGCAACAAAAGCUUUUCAAAUUAUUGGUAAUCUUUUUUUUUUUAAGAAUGAGCCAGUAUUUGUUCAGUGCUCUCUAGGGAACAUGCAGAUGGAAGCUCAACUCUAAGGAAGAGCUGGGGAGAGGGGUUUAUUUUUCCCACCUGUGAAUAUGUAAAACACAAAAUCAUUAUCUCCGAGGGACUUUUUAUCAUCAGUGGCAGAACAGAGAUGUCUGUGCUCAACUAAUGGAGCUGGAGCCGUAUAAGCAUCGUGGGAAAGCAAGUUUGAGCCAGCUACUGGUGUAAUGUACAGUUAUAUUUGUCUAUAAAUGGAGCUGUUUAUGGCAAUUUAAUACCAUUCUCUUUGUAAAGUGAAUAAAUAUUCAUCUUUA